Molecule: messenger RNA, 2102 nt
Organism: Bubalus bubalis (water buffalo)
Lineage: Eukaryota; Metazoa; Chordata; Mammalia; Artiodactyla; Bovidae
Gene: TNFRSF25
Product: TNF receptor superfamily member 25
Exons: 10
Coding region: 565-1827 (420 amino acids)
Biological process (GO): signal transduction
Cellular component (GO): plasma membrane
Molecular function (GO): protein binding
Source: RefSeq, a predicted model, not a curated record
CAGUACUCCCAGGUCAGCCCUGUCCUCUGCCACAGCCAUGAAGUCCACCACUAGGGCCCCCCACCAGGUGCCCUCCCCACAUGGGGCCCUGGAGGGCCCUACCCCAAGCCACUCCUCUGAGCUGGCACCAGGGUGGGCUACAGGCUCAGGCUACUGAGCGGGCCCCCUUGGACUGCCUUCCAGGGCAGGGUCAUGCCCUGUGUGGGGAGGGUGGGCCUCCCACCUGGGUUCUUCUGGCCCAAGCCCUCAUGGCUGGAGGGUGCCUCUGAGACCCAGAGAGGAGAGAUUGCCUCUCUAAGAAGAGGUAGUCUCUGGGUUGAGCUAGAACCCAGGCGUGGGACCCGGAUGCGGCCCCUCAUUAUGGGCACCUUGCCCACCAGGUGCCUCAGGUGAGCUCAGGUGAGGGCUGGGGGCUCCCUUCCCGGCAGCCCCGCCCUGGCCCCCACCCACGAGGCGGGCUCUUCAGGCGGGGCGGGCCUGAGGUCGCUGAGCUGGGCCCCACCCGCGGUGGGCGGAGAGGGGGAAGCCCGGUCUGGUCGAGGGCCCAGCGUGGCGCCCAGGGCCAUGGAGCCGCGCCCGCGGCCCGGGACCUGUGCUGCGGCGGCAGCGGCCCUCCUCUUCCUGCUGCUGCUGGGUGCCCGGGCCAGCACCCCCAGCCCCCGGUGUGACUGUGGCCACAGCUUCCCAAAGCGGAGUGGUCUGGGCUGCUGCAAGGGCUGUCCAGCAGGGCACUACCUGAAGGCCCCCUGCACAAAGCCUUGUGGCGCGGCCACCUGCCUCCCCUGUCCGCAGGGCACCUUUCUGGCCCGGGAAAACCACUACGAGACCCGCUGUGCCCGCUGCCAGGCCUGUGAUGAGCUGGCCCCCCAAAUGGCCCUGAGGAAUUGCUCAGCAGUGGCAGACACCCACUGUGGCUGCAGGCCAGGCUGGUUCAUGGACUGCAUGGUCAGCCAGUGCCGGCAUGGUUCCCCCUUUCGCUGCCGCCCAUGCACAGACUGUGGGGCCCUGCACCGACACACGCAGACACCUUGUUCUAGCAGAGACACCCACUGUGGGACCUGCCUGCCUGGCUUCUAUGAAUAUGACAAGAGCUGCGUGUCCUGUCCCACAAGCACCCUUGGGAGCUGUCCUGAGCCCUGCGUGACUGUCUGUGGCUGGAGGCAGACUGCUCUUUCAGUGUUCUGGGUGCAGAUGCUCGUGGCAGGCCUGGUGGUCCCAAUCCUGCUUGGUGCCACCCUGACCUACACAUACCACCGCUGCCAUCCUUGCAAGGCCAUAGGUCCUGCAGAUGACACUGGUGUGGAGGUCCGGACCCCCCUACAGACCACCCAUCUCUCACCCCCGGACAGCGGCCCUGCCCUUCUGGUGACACCCAGCAGCAGUGAGAAGGUGUACCCUGUCCAUUUGGUAGGCCACAGCUGUACCUCUGGCUCUCCCCAGACCCAGGAGGCACCCUGCCUGGAGGCCACAUGGUCCUGGGACCAGCUGCCCAGCAGAGCUCCUGGCCUGCCGCCCCCGCCCUCGCCAGCGCCCCCUACAGGCUCGGCGGCCACCACGCUCCAGCCUGGCCCGCAGCUCUACGAUGUGAUGGACGCCGUGCCCGCGCGGCGUUGGAAGGAGUUCAUGCGCACGCUCGGGUUGCGCGAGGCAGAGAUCGAGGCGGUGGAGGUGGAGGUCGGCCGCUUCCGCGACCAGCAGUACGAGAUGCUCAAGCGCUGGCGCCAGCAGCAGCACGCGGGCUUGGGUGCCGUCUACGCGGCCCUGGAGCGCAUGGGGCUGGACGGCUGCGCAGAGGACCUGCGGAGCCGCCUACAGCGCGGCCCGUGACGCCGGGGUCUACCCACCACUUCGGGGCUCUUGGUGGCCCUUGCAGAAGCCCUAAGUACGGUUACUUAAUGCGUGUAGACAUUUAAUGUCACUUAUUAAGCCCCUGGCACGGCUCUGCGUAGCAGCGCCAGCCAGCCUCACACUUGAGCGCCCCCAGGGGUCCAGUUAAGGCGAGCAGCGCCAACGAGGAACAGGCGGGCGUCGAGGCUGCUCAGCUGUUUCUCGGCUUGUAUUUGGUUGAGGCCUCGGUAUUAAAUCUAUGAAGAAAAGCUACA